Messenger RNA from Olea europaea var. sylvestris, 459 nucleotides. RefSeq lists its product as uncharacterized. The transcript has a single exon. The record is from RefSeq and is a predicted model, not a curated record. Bases 1 to 459 code for a protein of 152 amino acids. Lineage: Eukaryota; Viridiplantae; Streptophyta; Magnoliopsida; Lamiales; Oleaceae.
AUGGAGGCAAGUUUGUUGUGUUCUCCUAGAUUGCCUCAUAGGCCAUUUCUAAAGAAACCCUCUUACAACCUAAGACAUGGGAUCAUUACAAAAGUUCUCAACACAAAAAAGGAUGAUAACGAGGAAAAAUCAUCACCUGUUGAUGAAAAUAUAUCUGUUCUAAGACUGCACAUCAAGAAAAUGAAGUUGUUAGAGAGCACUAGAUCUAUCCAAAAGCCUUCUUCUGAUUGGAUGGAAUGGGAGAAGAAGAUUUUUACGCGUUAUCACGAGGACGUUUGUGACACAGUGGCGUUGCUACAAACGUAUUUGAUGAAUACGAGGCCAAGCGUGGCAUUGGGGAUGAUCGCGUUAGUCGCGAUAAGUGUGCCAUUGUCGAGCUCGGUCGCCAUGGUUAAUGUCUUGAAGAUAGCAAAAGGAUUGUUGGAAGGGUGUCAUGUAUGUAUUGAUAUUGAGUUUUAG